AUGUUUUCGACUGAUGGAGAAUAUACUACGUAUGUUCAGAUCCUUCGUCCGCUAGAGGCGCAAGAUGAUCUCGAUCUCGAUUUGGACAGUUUUGCAAUAUCCCCUUCUACAGCAAGUGAUGAUGUUCCAGAAGCAGACGACAAAAUGAUCGAGGACGAAUCAGACGAGGCCACCGUCGUUAGGCCCGCGUCCCACGACAUGGGAUAUGUGACAUAUGAAAUUCACCUUCAUCCCACAUACAGGGUUCCAUGCCUAUGGUUUAGUCUCCAUGGCCUCCCUCCACAUGAGCCUGCCUUCAAUAUUGACACCGUAUUCCGUCGCCUUGUUCCGGAUGAGUACAAGGAGGGUCUCCGAGGACUGGGAGGAAUCGGCGGCAUCUCCGCAGAUCACCAUCCCAUCACCGGAGUCCCAACAUUCUUUGUACAUCCAUGCUUGCUCGGAGAUGCCAUAUCGAACUUCAAGUGUUCCAGAAAGGACUACUUGAUGGUUUGGCUCGGCUUAGUUGGAGGUUGUGUGGGACUUUGGGUACCCAAGGAGAUGGCAAUUCAAUGA
Messenger RNA from Pochonia chlamydosporia 170, 552 nucleotides. RefSeq names its product autophagy-related protein 10. Gene Ontology annotation, biological process: macroautophagy; protein lipidation; protein modification by small protein conjugation. Gene Ontology annotation, molecular function: Atg12 transferase activity. Gene Ontology annotation, cellular component: intracellular anatomical structure. Bases 1 to 552 code for a protein of 183 amino acids. The transcript is spliced from 3 exons. The record is from RefSeq and is a predicted model, not a curated record. NCBI's taxonomy places the organism in Eukaryota, Fungi, Ascomycota, Sordariomycetes, Hypocreales, Clavicipitaceae.